UAGCACAAGAAAGAAAGAGGUUAAGACCCCACCAACCAAUUGCCAAACUCUCUCUCUCUACCACUCUUCUUCUCCUCUAAAAUCUACCAUCUCUCUCUCUCUCCCACUUGCCCAUUAAUGCCUACAUAAACAAAGUCUCAAAUUCUACAUUUCUUUACCUUGGAAAAUCAUUUGAACCAUCCUUUCAUAUCCUAGAGAUCAGCUAGAUACACCAAAAACAAAGCACAUGGGCAAGAAAAUGAAGCUCCCUUUUCUCUCCAAGAUUAACACUACAGACUCAUCAAGAUCUUCUUCUUCUUCAUCAUCAUCGUGGCCUUGGCCUGCUUAUUGUCAGCAACCCAAAACCCUCUCUUUCAGAACCAGCGAAAACAUGUUCAAGACUCUUAACUCAGCCUACAUAGAUGUGGUUGACACUCCUGCCGAGUCUUGUUUCACAAACUCUUCUGAGUCUGCAAGCUUUUCCACUGCAUCAGAUGAUCAGUCAGGAGCUGGUGACCCCGCCAUAGAGACUGUGAUUCGAGGUUUAAGAUCAGAGAGGCUGUUCUUUGAGCCUGGGGAGAGUAACUCAAUCUUGGAAGAAGCCAAAACAAGCAGUGGAGGUGAUAAUGAGUUGCCAUUUAAAGAGAGUGUGAUUUUGUCGAUGGACUCCCAAGACCCUUGUGAAGAUUUCAAGAAAUCAAUGGAGGAAAUGGUGGAAGCUCAUGGUAUAAAAGAUUGGGAAGGUCUUGAAGAGUUGCUUUGCUGCUAUUUGAAAGUGAAUGCAAAGAGCAAUCAUGGGUAUAUUAUUGGUGCUUUUAUAGAUUUACUUGUUGGUUUUGCUUUUGUUUCUUCUACAACUAAUGAUUCUUGUUGCUCUUGUUCUCGUUCUCCUUCUUCUCCUUUGUCUUUCUACACUUCUUCUUUUUCUGAUGAUUCUUCUUCAACUCCUUGCGUUUCUUCAUUAGAAGCUGAUCAAGAGGACAUUCAUAUAAGUCCUUGUUUAUCUUCUUUUGAAGCUAAGCCUCAGAAUGAGAUUAUUAAAGAAAAUUAAACUAUAGAUGAUAUGCUUCAUCUUAGUUCUUUAAUUUCCUUCUUCUUUAUUA
This is a messenger RNA of Manihot esculenta (cassava), 1082 nucleotides long. RefSeq names its product transcription repressor OFP15. The transcript has a single exon. NCBI's taxonomy places the organism in Eukaryota, Viridiplantae, Streptophyta, Magnoliopsida, Malpighiales, Euphorbiaceae. The record is from RefSeq and is a predicted model, not a curated record. Bases 227 to 1030 code for a protein of 267 amino acids. Gene Ontology annotation, biological process: negative regulation of DNA-templated transcription.